AUGUCUGCCCCCAGACCCGAUCACCUGGGCUUGGGCUACUCGUCGCAUUCUGGUGCCACCCAGGGCCGCUCCGGCUCGCCCAACUCCAACAACUCUCCCAUCGACUCCUCAGCCCGCUCUCACUUUGGCCUCUCCUCUGGCUUGAACUCUACCGCCAUCAUGGCCGCAAACUCGCGCUCCGGCGCCGGCUCCCCAUCCCACGAAUUGGGAGGCUCUAGCAGGCUCUUCUCCAAACGCGCUCGCGAAAUCCAGGCACAAGAAGGCAUUUCUAGCAUGCCUCCCCUGUAUCCUUGGGGUGGUCCUCCUACAAGCGGAAACUCAACACCUCUACGAGAAAAUAUUCCCGAAUCUCCAACCGACGGUUUCCCAGACUUUGGUCAGCUCCCAAGUCCCGACAGCAUGCCUCAGACCCGACGUGGUCGUGCUGGCACUCUGCCCUCCAGACUGACCACCCCCGGUGGUCUCGGCGCGCCUGGCCUCCCCGGUGUGCCUAACCUGCUCUCCGCCCAGUCUGCUCGUGCCACCCCGUCACAGAGCCCAUUCAACAAGUCGCCUUCUCCGAGCCUCGAUCACCCUGAAAAUGCUUCCGGCGCCUCCUCUCUUCUCUCCCGCCUACGUGCCGGCUCGCUUCCCCAGCGCGGCAACUUCUCCGCCGCUCCCGGCACCGCCCCCUCUCCCUUCGGACCCUCCAUCUUCAGCAGCUGGAAUCCCGCCAGCGGUGGCCGCGAGCGUGCUUCCACCCUCGCCAGCAUCGCCAGCGUCGGCUCCAACGGCCCCAGCUCCCCAUCGCAAUCCCAAUUCUCUCGCGAGGGCGGAGAGUCCUCCGACGCCCACAUGCGAACCCUCGACUACCUAGGUCUCGCUGAAACUCCUCAGCCCCAGAUUGCUACCCCGUACUACGACUAUAGCAAUAAGCAGGCCAACCGCCUUCGGUCCUUCUCCGUGAACCACAAGGACAAGUACGGCCACGAGGAGCAGCAAUACGAGGUCGAUGGCCUGCCCGUUGACAGCCGCUACGUCGCCGCGCUCCAGAAACAGCUUGAGGCUACCAACGCCGCUAUCCAUAACCACAACCUCGCCGUUCAGGCUUUCGCCAGCCAAGCCUCCAGUCGACCCAGAGCCCAGACGGCCAGCGUCCUCGACGCUCCGCAGAGCCGACUUUUGCCGAUUGCUAUCAACGGCGGUGUCAACAUCCCCAACAGCCUCAACGCCGUCGAACGCCGCCUUCAAGACGAUAGCGCCUACGACGACCUUCCCCAGGCCGUCGCUGGCCUGGGUCUUGGCCGAUCCAACAGUCGCAAUGCCGGAAUGCUUAGUCCUGAGGAGCAGGGUCUCGAUGGCCCUACCAGUGCUCUCUGGCUCGGAGGUGUGCCCACAUCUACCACCACCUCGACCCUCAACGAAAUGUUCAAGUCCCACGGUGCCAUCCUUUCUGCUCGUGUUCUCACCCACAAGAACUGUGGCUUCGUCAAUUUUGAGCGCGUUGAGAGCGCCAUUUCCGCCAAGGCUAGCAUGAACGGCAAGGAAAUCUUCCCCGGCGCCGGCCCUAUUCGCAUCAACUUUGCCAAGCCUCCUUCUGCCUCCAACACCCCUGGACACGAUGGCGCCUUCCCUUCGCCCAGCCCCGAUCCAUUCGCCAAGGGCGAGGUUGCGCAAACCGGUGCCAUCGGUGACGCUCCCGUUUCAUCUGCUACUCCCACGGUUCCUCCUCUGCCCGACAUGAUGGCUGAUAUGCUCGAGAUUAUUGCCCAAUUUGGUGCCUCCGAUGCAGACACCGCUCAAAUCUCUAGAAGCAUUCAGUUUGCCAUCCAGUUUACUGACUUCGCCGAUGAGAUUCCUCCUGUUCGCGAGCCCACUCACACCCGUGUCCACGAUGCGCCCAAGCUACGUGAUAUUCGCAAGCGUGUUGACAACCAACUCCUGAGCCAGGCUGAAAUCGAAAACAUUGCCGUCGACAUGCUUCCAGAGAUUGCCGAGCUCUCAUCCGACUAUCUCGGCAACACUGUCAUUCAGAAGCUAUUUGACAACUGCUCAGACGAGCUGCGCGAUGCCAUGCUCGGCGAGAUUGCCCCUCACAUGGCUGAAAUUGGUGUUCACAAGAAUGGCACCUGGGCUGCCCAAAAGAUUAUCGAUGUCUGCAAGACCCCGGCUCAGAUGAACAUGAUUGUCGACUACAUUCGCCCGUAUACCGUGCAGCUCUUCCUCGACCAGUACGGCAACUAUGUCCUUCAAGGUUGCCUCAAGUACGGUGCUCCCUUCAACGACUUCAUCUUUGAGACUAUGCUCAGCCGCAUGUGGGAGAUUUCUCAGGGUCGAUAUGGCGCUCGAGCCAUGCGCGCCUGCUUAGAGAGCCACCAUUCUACCAAGGAGCAGCAGAGAAUGCUCGCCGCCGCCAUCGCUCUGCACAGCGUCCAGCUUGCUACCAAUGCCAACGGUGCCCUUCUCCUGACUUGGUUCCUCGACACGUGCACAUUCCCUCUCCGCCGCACCGUGCUGGCGCCUCGCCUUGUCCCCCACCUUGUUCACUUGUGCACUCACAAGGUCGCAUACCUGACGGUUCUCAAGGUCAUCAACCAAAAGGCUGAGCCAGAGGCUCGCGACACGAUCCUGCAGGCUCUCUUCUUCACUCCCAACGAUCGCAUUCUCGAGGCUAUCCUGAAUGACCAGUCCUGCGGAGCUACUCUCAUCUUCAAGGUGCUUACGACGCCCUUUUUUGAUGAGACGAUCCGCUCGCAAGUCGUUGAGACUGUCAAGAAUGUCCUGCUCAAGAUUGGUGCUCAACCGAACCAAGGAUACAAGAGGCUGAUGGACGAAGUUGGUCUUUCGACCCGCACCAGCGGCACUCCCAGCCGCGAAACCUCUGCUCCUGCUGAACAGCGCCGACCAACUUCCAGGCACGCCAACGGAGGCGGCAACCAGCAGUCGCAGCAGCAGCACGGUGGCAAGCCAUUUUACAAUGGCAACGCUACUACCCAAAACCCUGGAUUCGACGCCGGUUACAACGGCCAGAGAGUCGAUGGCGCAGCAGACCUGAGCAUGGGGGCUUUCCCGCAGUACAACCAGAAUAUGAUGUACAGCCCCCCGAACGCGCCCAUGCCUCCGGGCGUGGGUAUGCCCACUAUGCAAUACCAACAGGGUAUGAUGAACAGGGGCGCUCCUCAGGGCAACUACAACUACCCUCCGAUGCAGGUGCCAUACGGUGGGUACGCCCCGCCGCAGCCUGGCGCUGAGCAAUUCCGCCAGCAAAACAUGGUGCAGCCUAAUGCCAUGCAGAUGCAGGGUGGCCAGGGCCAGUAUGGUCCUCCUGGCUUCGGUAUGGGCCUGGGCGGCUACGGGUAUGGAGGCAUGUCCAACGGUGCCCAAGGUAUGGGCUAUGUACCCCAAGACCAGGUGAACAAUCGACGUGGAAGACGCUAG
Molecule: messenger RNA, 3417 nt
Organism: Akanthomyces muscarius
Lineage: Eukaryota; Fungi; Ascomycota; Sordariomycetes; Hypocreales; Cordycipitaceae
Exons: 3
Coding region: 1-3417 (1138 amino acids)
Molecular function (GO): RNA binding
Source: RefSeq, a predicted model, not a curated record